UUGCCUGAGACAUCAAUCUUAGCCGUUUUCAUCAAACAAAACUUUUGUAGGCUUUUCACGCCUGAAAAACCGUGUGGCUAUAGCAUAGUUGCUAUUGCGAACGACAUCACUUUUCAAUCGGGAUCCUUUGCAACUCCUGAAGAUACUGUUUACAGCCUAGCCUCGGAAUACAGCAGAAGGAAAAAGUUGCCUCGUAUCAAUGUAUCGUGUAACUCUGGCGCUCGAAUAGGGCUCUGUGAAGAUGUAUCGAGAGUAUUCCGAGCAAAAUUCAAGGUUAGUUGUGUUUCCCCCAGCUUUUUUCAUCUUUGA
This is a messenger RNA of Haemonchus placei, 309 nucleotides long. The record is from the annotation of a GenBank genome assembly. Lineage: Eukaryota; Metazoa; Nematoda; Chromadorea; Rhabditida; Trichostrongylidae.